AUGCAAUCAAAUGAAGAACAAACGUUGGAAAUGUUAUCGGAUGAAGAAUUUCAAUCUAUAUUUCGUAUGUCACGAAAAACUUCAAUUGCUUUGCAAGCUGAAUUAGAUGUUUUGUCAAACAUCGAUAAUGAAUCAACAGAUAAAAAUCUCCUUUUUUGUUUGUGGUAUCUUGGAAAUAACGAGCCGAUUACCUCAGCUCCGCAUAUUUUUGAUUUAAACGAAGAUGCCGAAGAAGUAUUAAUGGUUUAUUUAGAUAAAUUAACCUCGUUGGGUGCAAAUUAUAUAAAGUGGCCUGAUGAGGAAGAAUUCGAACAAAUCGAAGUUGGUUUUAAAAGGAUGUAUGGUUUCCCUGGGGUUGUUGGAGUGAUAGGAAGCUUACAUAUUCACAUUGCGUCCCAAGGAAACGAUAGUAAAUAUUAUAAUAAAGAAAUGAAGGGUGAUACAAUCGUUCUUCAAGUUGUGACGGAUAAUAAUUUGUUAUUAAGGGAUGUUUUUGCUGGAUCACCAGGUGGAAAAGACGUUGAAACUAUUCUAAAAUCAAGUGGUUUAUAUCAAAAAUUAAUAGAUGAAAACGAAUAUUUAACUCGGUGUAAUAAACAUUUAUUAGGAGGAACAUUACAUCCGCAAAUGAAAACGUUGUUAACACCUUACAAAGUAUUGGGCGAAUUAACGGAAAGGCAGUGUAAAUUUAAUUAUUUGCAUAAUUCGGUUAUGUUUAAUGUAGAACAAACUUUUCGAUGUAUGGAAAAUCGGUUUCUUCGAUUAACAACAGUUGAUUCGCUAGAUCCUUUACUCUGUUCAUCGGUUGUUAGUGCAAUUUGUAUUUUACAUAAUUUUACUAGAGUUAGAAAUGAUAAUUGUAAUAUUUAUAUGUAA
Messenger RNA from Onthophagus taurus, 876 nucleotides. RefSeq lists its product as uncharacterized. The record is from RefSeq and is a predicted model, not a curated record. NCBI's taxonomy places the organism in Eukaryota, Metazoa, Arthropoda, Insecta, Coleoptera, Scarabaeidae.